This is a messenger RNA of Theobroma cacao (cacao), 3856 nucleotides long. Its product is annotated as LRR receptor-like serine/threonine-protein kinase RPK2. Gene Ontology annotation, molecular function: protein kinase activity; protein binding; ATP binding. Gene Ontology annotation, biological process: protein phosphorylation. The record is from RefSeq and is a predicted model, not a curated record. NCBI's taxonomy places the organism in Eukaryota, Viridiplantae, Streptophyta, Magnoliopsida, Malvales, Malvaceae.
CUACAGUCCUACACAUGCUUUGGAACUUUACCCAAUUCUCUCUCUAUGGUUGCUUCUCUUUGACGGUUCAUUUCUUUGUAGCCUUUUUACACUUCUCCAGUUCCUCAGUUCACACUUCAAACAAACUCCUUAACAGCCUUACUUUCUAGUUCCGGCCCGCCCAUAGCUCCAACUAUCCAUGUUUAAAUCCUACCUUAAUUCUUGCUUCACUUUCAGCUGUUGGCAGGGCAACCUCAAGGGCUUCUUUUUCUUUUUCUUCUUUUUUAUUUUUUGAAGUUUCCAUCAUUCGAAAGUUGAAACCUCCUCCUCUAGAGAUGAGAAAGAUGCCACCCCAGUUACAGAAACAUGCUCUUUCACUUAAUACACUACUCUUCUCAAUUCUGGUCCGUCUAUUUAUGUUCAAGGCAGUUAGUUUAGCGGCUGCUUUUAAAGAUAAAGAUGGUUUGUUGCACUUCAAAUCUGCUAUAGUUGAAGACCCAUUAGGGUUCACUUCUAGUUGGAACCCAAAUGAUAAAGACCCUUGCCUUUGGCGUGGUGUUACAUGUGACCCACUUUCAGGUCGAGUCAUUAGCCUCAAUCUUUCUUCUAACCUCAAUUCUACAUGUUCUCUACUUUCACUUUCUACAUCAACAGCAGUAACAGCUGGUCAAGUUGGAGGUAACUUUUCUUUGCUAUAUCCUUGUUUGCAUGUUGGUGCUGAUGACAAGAUUUCUUUUGCUAAAUUGAGAGGUAAAUUGUCUCCUUCAAUUGGCUAUCUUACAAAGCUUAGAGUUUUGUCACUUGGGUUCAAUGCAUUCUUCGGUGAGCUUCCUUUGGAUAUUGGAAAGCUUAAUCUUUUGGAAAUUCUUGAUUUAGGUUUUAAUGCUUUUCAUGGUCCCAUACCAGCCACUUUAAAAAACUGUACUGCACUGAGGGUUAUUAAUCUUUCUGGGAAUCAAUUGAAUGGAACAAUUCCUGCGAUAUUUAGGCAGUUUGUAAGUUUGCAAGUUGUUGACGUUUCUUUAAAUGGGUUGAGUGGUGAAAUUCCAGAGGAAUUAGGUGAGAAUUGUGGGAGUCUAGUGCAUCUCCAUCUUGCAAGUAAUGGGCUUUCGGGUUCAAUUCCUUCCAAAUUGGGGAAUUGUGGUGAGCUUAAGUCUUUGAUACUGUCUUCUAAUAUGCUGCAAGAUGAUAUUCCUUCAAGUCUUGGUAAACUUGAGAAUCUUGAAGCAUUGGACUUGUCCAGGAAUUUCUUAAGUGGGGUUGUACCACCGGAUUUGGGUAAUUGUAAGCAGUUGAAAUUGCUUGUAUUGAAGAACAACUAUGGUCCUCUGUUUUCAAGGAAAGACUCUAGCUUGACAUUUCAGCAAGAGGAGGAUGGGGAGGUGGAUUAUAAUUAUUUUGAGGGGGAACUACCUGAGAGUAUUGUAGAACUUCCCAAUAUUCAUGUACUUUGGGUGCCAAAUGCAAAUUUGGAGGGCAGUUUUCCUCAGACUUGGGGGUCGUGUUCUAACUUGAAUAUGCUGAAUGUAGCGCAGAAUUUCUUGACUGGACAAAUACCUGUGUCCUUUGGUAAUUGUAAGAGUUUGCACUUCCUUGAUUUGAGCUCCAAUAACUUGACUGGUUUGCUUCCAACAGAAAUUUCUGUCCCGUGCAUGGUUGUGUUCAACGUCAGCGAAAAUUCCUUGGUUGGGAACAUCUCAAGAUUUUCUUCUGGUGAGUGCUCUAAUAGUUCUGGGAAUUUGUCAGUGUCACAAGUGGACUUGGUUGGUUUCUACUCUUCUUUCUUUUAUAGGAAUACCCUCGUGAAUGUUGGUCCUUUCUCCUUUUCGUCAAGUGAAUUUGUUGUAUUACAUGAUCUCAGCAAGAAUCAAUUCACCGGCUCAGUUCCUCCAUUUUUCAUAUCUUCAUAUAGUUUGUCUGUUAAGCCACAUUAUGGUUUCUGGUUGAAUGGAAACAAUUUUGAAGGUAAUCUUUCAGCAUACUCUUUUGAUCCUUGUCUAAGUUUGGAUGGUUUGAUCUUUGAUAUUAGCAACAACAAGAUUGUAGAUCAACUUCCUUCAGACAUAGGCAGCAACUGUAAGUGUAUGAAAUUUUUAAGUGUAGCAAGCAAUGAAUUUGUUGGUUCAAUUCCUACAUCAUUCACUAACAUGGUUUCCCUAGUUAAGCUUAACCUCAGUGAAAAUAGAUUGCAAGGCCCUAUUCCAUCUUAUAUUGGAGAGAUGAACGAUUUGAGGUACCUUUCGCUUUCUAGUAAUAACUUUACUGGUGCAAUACCUCAGGAUUUUAUUAAACUGUAUUCAGUAGAGGUUUUGGAGCUUUCUUCAAACUCCCUCUCAGGAGAGAUACCACCUGAUUUGGCCAAGCUCAAGCACCUGAGUAUUCUGCGGUUAGAUCAUAACAAGCUCACUGGGCAGAUACCCUCUGGCUUUAGUAACAUUACUACACUUUCAGUAUUCAGUGUUUCUUUCAACAAUUUGUCUGGAUCUAUCCCCCUGAAUUCAAAUUCAAUAAAUUGCGAAAGUGUGAAAGGAAAUCCUAACCUUCAGCCAUGUCGCCCUGAUCAAUCAUCCUCUGAAUUGGAGCGCCAGCACUUUGGUAAUAUUUCACAACAAGGAGCUUAUUCUCCCAUGAAAAGCAUACAGAAAAAUGGCAGUGGAUUCAGUUCACUAGAAAUUGCCUCCAUCACAUCGGCUUCAAUAAUUUUUGCUGUCCUCAUAGCAUUGAUUUUCCUACUUGUAUGCAUGAAGAAAUUUGCAUGCAAUUCUGUAUCUGAUCAAGUUUCAGGGAGCAAAGAAGUCGUAACUUGCAACAGCAUUGGAGUACAGCUGACUUAUGAAAAUGUUGUCAGGGCCACUGGUUGUUUCAAUCUCCAAAACUGCAUUGGAAGUGGAGGUUUUGGAGCAACCUACAAGGCUGAAAUCACUCCAGGAGUUGUGGUUUCGGUCAAGCGGCUCUCAGUUGGGAGGUUUCAAGGUGUUCAACAGUUUUCUGCUGAGAUCAAGACUCUUGGACGGGUGCAGCAUCCGAAUCUUGUAACUCUUAUAGGUUACCAUGUUAGUGAGGCUGAAAUGUUCCUGAUCUAUAACUACUUGCCUGGUGGCAAUUUGGAAAAAUUCAUCCAGGAGCGAUCAAGCAGGACAGUAGAAUGGAGUAUGCUACACAAGAUUGCUCUGGAUAUAGCACGUGCCCUUACUUAUUUGCAUGAUGAGUGUGUCCCUAGGGUAUUGCACCGUGACAUCAAGCCAAGCAACAUUCUUUUGGAUAAUAACUUCAAUGCAUACCUAUCUGAUUUUGGCCUUGCUAGGCUUCUCGGCACUUCUGAGACUCAUGCAACUACUGAUGUUGCAGGGACUUUUGGAUAUGUUGCCCCUGAAUAUGCUCUGACAUGCCGUGUGUCUGAUAAGGCAGAUGUGUAUAGUUAUGGUGUUGUUCUUCUGGAGUUAUUAUCUGACAAGAAGGCUUUGGAUCCAUCCUUCUCUUCUUUUGGAAAUGGUUUCAACAUUGUGACGUGGGCGAGCAUGCUUCUUGGGCAGGGGCGAGGCUGUGAGUUUUUUACUGCUGGUCUAUGGGAUUCUGGACCUCAAGAUGAUCUAAUUGAGGUGCUUCAUUUGGCUGUUAAAUGUACUGGUGAAUAUCUUUCAUCCAGGCCUUCUAUGAGGCAAGUAGCCCAAAGAUUGAAAGGCAUUCAGCCUGCAACAGCCUAAAGUUUUUUUCCUUUUUUCCUUUUUUAUUUCUCCUUUUAAGAUGCCUCUUCUGUAAGUCAGCAAUAUCAUUGCCAAGCCCAAAGUUUCUUAUUCACCAUUGAUAGGAGUACAUUUCUUGUAAAGAAACCAUCAAAGUAAUUCUUAUAAGAUGUUUUAAUCAAAAAUUUCCCUCA